UACGUCAAACGACGAAGCUAACAACAAUGGCGUCGCCGGCGACGGCAACAACCAUGAUCACGACGCCGACGACGACGAGGGUUGCCACUCUCAACCCAAACAACCUCUUUCCUCAUUCUCUCUCCUUCCCCCCUUUCAGCUCCUUCAACACACGCCUUCUACUCACCACACGCACAAUGGCCACUCUUCUCGGCCCACCGGAACUCUACGCCGGUAAACCAACCACCGCCACCACCACCGCGUCUGACCCCUUCAUUGACCUAAUGGUUGCCAAUUUCAACACCUUGUCAACCAAACCCUUACCCCCAAUGGGGUUUACAGAGAACAAUUCUCCUACAUUCCUCUCCUCCGGGAACCCUUGUCUCGAUUUCUUCUUCCAUGUCGUUCCCGAUACUCCCCAUCAAACCAUCACCCACCUCCUCCAAUUGGCCUGGUCGGAGAACCCUCUUACCGCACUCAAACUCGUCUGCAACCUCCGUGGCGUUCGCGGCACCGGUAAGUCUGACCGUGAAGGCUUCUACGCCGCCGCGCAUUGGCUACACAACCACCACCCCAAAACGCUAACCUCCAACCUCCCCAGCCUCGCUGAGUUUGGUUACUUCAAGGACCUGCUUGAGAUCCUCUACCGGGUUCUUGAAGGUCCUGAUGUCCGUGAAACCCAGAAGGAAGAGAGGUACUGCUAUGGAAGCAGAGAAUCCAGAGAUCCACCACCAAUCUUUGGAAUGAGAAAUGCAAGACGGGAACAAGACAAGAAGAAGGACAAGAGUGAGGAGUCUUUGGAGAUGGAUGCUGAGGCUGAGAAAGAGAGGCGUCAUGCUGCGAGGGAAGAGAAGAGGCUUGCCAUGGCAAAGAAGCUUCUUGAUCGUUACAAUAGUGACCCCGUUUUCCAGUUCCUGCACGAUCGCGUCUCUGAUCACUUUGCUGAGUGCCUCAAGAGAGAUAUGGAGUUUUUGAGUUCUGGGCAGGUGACAAAAAUCAGUCUUGCUGCCAAGUGGUGCCCUUCUCUUGAUUCUUCCUUCGACCGGUCGAUAUUGCUGUGUGAGAGUGUGGCAAGGAGGCUGUUUCCUCGGGAGGAGUAUGAGGGGGUGGAGGAGGCGCAUUAUGCUUAUAGGAUUCGUGAACGUUUGAGGAAGGAGGUGUUGGUGCCCUUGAGGAAGGCGCUGGAGUUGCCUGAGGUGUACAUUGGUGUUAAUAGAUGGGACUUGAUUCCUUACAACAGGGUUGCCUCUCUGGCUAUGGAGUUUUACAGCGAGAAGUUUCUGAAGCAUGAUAAGGAGAGGUUUGAGAAGUACCUGGAGGAUGUGAAGUCAGGGAAGGCCACUAUUGCAGCUGGUGCUUUGCUUCCCCAUCAGAUUAUAAAGUCAGUGUGGGAUGGAGAUGGUCGGGAGGUGGCUGAGCUGCAGUGGAAGAGAAUGGUGGAUGACUUGCUCAAGGAAGGGAAGAUGAAGAAUUGUAUUGCUGUGUGUGAUGUGUCUGGGAGUAUGGAUGGGACCCCCAUUCAGGUGUCUUUGGCAUUGGGGAUGUUGGUGUCUGAAUUGAGUGAGGAACCUUGGAAGGGAAAGUUUAUUACUUUCAGUGAGAGACCUCAGCUUCAUUUGAUUAAAGGGGAUAAUCUUCAUUCCAAGACAAGGUUUAUGGAGGACUUGGAAUGGGACAUGAACACUGAUUUCCAGAAGGUGUUUGAUCUCAUAUUGGAGGUGGCUGUCAAUGGGAACCUGAAGGAGGAUCAAAUGAUUAAGAGGGUAUUUGUAUUCAGUGAUAUGGAGUUUGAUGAAGCUUCGGCGAACCCUUGGGAGACUGAUUACCAAGCAAUCACUAGGAAGUACAAUGAGAAAGGCUAUGGUUCUGCCGUGCCUCAGAUAGUUUUUUGGAAUCUGAGAGACUCCAGGGCUACCCCAGUGCCAGCCACUCAGAAAGGAGUGGCACUGGUAAGUGGGUUUUCAAAGAAUUUACUGAAAUUGUUCAUCAACAAUGAUGGGGAUUUAUGCCCCGAAGAAGCCAUGGAAGCUGCCAUUUCUGGUCGAGAAUAUCAGAAACUAGUUGUGCUGGAUUAAUUUUCAGUUCCUUCUGUUUACAUAAUGAAACAUUAAUAUUGGAGGAAUGAAAUUAGAUGAUACUGUUUAUGAAGUACAGCUUGAUUAGAUUAUCGGAAACAGUUUCAUGAAUGUUUUGUUUAUAUAAUUGUUGAUAUUAUCUUACUUGUAGAGUUAUGAUCUCUGGAUUCUUCUUCAAUAGAAAUGG
This is a messenger RNA of Lotus japonicus, 2241 nucleotides long. RefSeq lists its product as uncharacterized. NCBI's taxonomy places the organism in Eukaryota, Viridiplantae, Streptophyta, Magnoliopsida, Fabales, Fabaceae. Bases 27 to 2054 code for a protein of 675 amino acids. The record is from RefSeq and is a predicted model, not a curated record. The transcript has a single exon.